This is a messenger RNA of Monopterus albus (swamp eel), 5876 nucleotides long. Its product is annotated as storkhead-box protein 2-like. Lineage: Eukaryota; Metazoa; Chordata; Actinopteri; Synbranchiformes; Synbranchidae. The transcript is spliced from 4 exons. The record is from RefSeq and is a predicted model, not a curated record. Gene Ontology annotation, cellular component: cytoplasm; nucleus. Gene Ontology annotation, biological process: regulation of transcription by RNA polymerase II. Gene Ontology annotation, molecular function: RNA polymerase II transcription regulatory region sequence-specific DNA binding. The coding region runs from base 707 to 3823 and encodes 1038 amino acids.
CGGCAGCUUGUAAAUGUAGGUUUUAAUUUGAAAGUUUGUCCGGAAGUGUUGCAGUUACCACUCCAAGAAGCAGCCAUCCUCACUACCUGGAUGAGGUAGUCCUGCAUUUUUUUGUAUUCUCGUGUACCGUACCGCAGCGUGCCAGGAGAUAGUGUUCCGCGGUUGCAGACAUUUUGCCUCCUCGUUAACAGUGAAGGGUAGUAAAAACGAAAAAGAUACCGGGCUGCUGCCUGGCGACGAAAGAGAGGGGAGGGAGGCGGGGGGCUGGCCGCAUCUGUUGCCUGGGUGAAUGAACACGUUAGCAUCCAGCUAGCUGUUUACAACCCCAGGUACCCAACGAAUAACAACGAGGUUUACACCGAAAUCACGAAUGUCAGCACUCUUUUGUGGUGGGCAGCGCUCCACGAGACUCUGCGGUAAAUACCGAAUCCGGUCACGGUGCGAUAUAUUACGUGCAGAGAAGAAGACUGACCUUAAAUGUGGUCGAAUGGGUUUCAUGUAAGGUUCGGGGGCUAACGGGAGCUAGCAGAAUAGCUUCAUGGCAACACAGUAGUGGGCUGUACGCGUGCUACAAGCUAAGCUUGUAGCUACAGAUCCUGCUAGCUAACAUGGACGGGUUGAUUUACCUUAACCCCGGUGGAUUCUCAGAUCGGUAAAUACAAUGAUCAAACUGUUUUCGACAGACAGCUAGAAGGCCGACGCGACAAUGGAGUCUUUCCUGCAGAUAGCUCCCCACUCCCUGGCUAUAGUGCUGUCCAGGGUUGGGGCUGGAGAGGCGGCGGUGGCUGCCGGGGUGUCAGAGAGCGACGAGCUUCCGAGACACCACACCGGCUAUGAGAUUUUUGCCGAUUUCAAAGCAGAAAAUACCCAGCACCAUGUGUGGAAUCAACGGAUUACCGAGGCAGUGUCCGAGAUCUUCUUCCUGGGCUGGAUAGACGAACAUGUACUGCUGAUACAGGGGAAGGAGGACCACCUAGAGGUGCUGAGGGAGGGAUGGAUGCGGAGGUCCCUCAAUCCUCCUCGGGGAUUCAGCAUCAAAUACCUGGGUGAUGUGUCACCAAUCAGCAUGUCCCCCAUCAGCCAAUCGCAGUUCAUCCCUUUGGGAGAGGUAUUGCUAUUGGCUAUCUCUGCUAUGAAUUCUGCCCAUAAACCUGUCACUCAGGAGGCCCUAACUGAACACCUGCAGACAUGUUUUCCAGGUGUUCCCACGCCAACAGAGGAGGUUCUGCACCACACCCUAAGCAUGCUGGUUCGUGAGCGGAAAAUCUACCCAACACCCGACGGAUUUUUUAUUGUAACCCCUCAGACAUACUUUAUCACGCCAAGUCUAAUUCGGACAAGCUCCAAGUGGUACCACUUAGACGAGCGAUCUGCUGACCGACACCAACAGCAGCAACAUCAGAACCAACAACAGCAUCAGCAGACACAGUGCACAUCCCCUCUCUCUGGCACCAUUACACCUUCCACCUCUGGUGGUGUGCGAGAUCGAACACACCCGAAAUCCAGCCAAAAUCACAGUGGGGGAGUUGGAGGAGGUGGGGAUUCUUUUUACAACAACAGUUACCGUGGAGACGAUCCCCCGAGCCACCACACUACCCUGCAGCGCCGAUCCCCCAAAGACCACCGGGAAGCGUAUUCAUCCCCACACUCCCCACAAACCCCUCCUCAGCAAACAGGAGGCAACACAGAAAAGAGUCGUAGCAGCCUUGGGUUUCCCUUCAAGACGGACACACUAACCAAGCACCGAGGAGGAGGAGGUGGUGGUGGGGGAGGAGGGUUAGGAGCUACAGGAGGAACUGGAGAGAUAGAGAAACAAGCUGGUGCAGGAAGUGGUACAGGAAGUCGUAAGUUUGGCUUGAAGCUGUUUCGUUUGAGCUUUAAGAAGGAUAAGGCCAAACAGUUGGCGACCUUCUCUGCACAGUUCCCCCCUGAGGAGUGGCCACUCCGUGAUGAGGAGGCACCCAGCCAGCUGCCUCGCCACGUAGAAAUGGAGAUCAUCCGCAGGAUUAACCCUGACCUCACCGUGGAGAACCUUGCACGGCAUACAGCAGUCAUGAAGCGUCUCGAAGAAGAGCGUACUCAAAGGAGCAAAACAUCCUCAGCCAAUCAGAGUUCUAGGAGUAGGAGAAGUGGGGGCAGACACAGGAAACAGUCUCAGACUAAAUUCAGCCGCUCACAUAGCAAGACGAGGGCAUCCCGUGGUGAGCCAAGUGACGGUUCCCACCUGGAGCUGGCCAACAGGGACUAUAGAGCCUACUCAUCCUCACUGGCUCGGUCACCGAGGGAACAUGCCCUGGCCGUGGAACGGCAGCGAGCCCGGCUUCACCUGGCACACAGCAACCCUAACAUCCUUGACUCCUCCCAUCUGCCUGUCACGCCAGAGUGGGAUGUGUCUGGAGAGCUUGCCAAACGUCGAACGGAAAUGCCUUUCCCCGAGCCAAGCCAUGGCCCAUCAGCCCACCACUCCAAAGUUCACCGCUCACACUCCCACACCCAGGAGAGGAAGUCCCGGAACGAACGCAGUGACAAGGCUAAGGAGCGUUCCAGAUCCAUGGACAAUUCUAAAGGACCACUUGGAGCUGGGAUAAUUGGACCACCUGAUUAUUAUGAUGACCGGAGUCGUUAUUACACUGACGAUGGGACACUGCGAGCCAAUCAGAGCUCUUCUCACUACUGUCGUGCAACACCCCCCUCAGCAAAGCUGCCUGGUGAUUCUCUGGGGCUGGAUGGUGGCAGGAGUUUAGAGAAAAGUAAGAGCAGGGACAGCCUGCCAACAUACUCACCCAAACCACUCCCCUCUGUCCCUCCGGAUGAUUACUUCCAGUGCUCCAGUUCCUCUGAGGCUGUUCUCACAGCAGCAAACCCCCUGGGAACUCUUUCCAAAAGUAGCCAUGAUGGAUUAAAACUAGGCAGCACUGACAGGCAAGCAGACAGACAGACACCCCAUUCCCUAGAAAAUAAGGAGGAUUUGUCAAAGGUGGGGCCUAAGGGUGGCAGCUUGCCCCCAAUACCUCUCCCUAUCCCUGAUCCAGCCCUUCCUAAUGGACGAACACCCCACAGUGCGUCCUCUGGCCAAGAGAAACGUAAGGAGAUCUUUAGUAAAGACACACUCUUCAAGCCUCUUCCUAGCCUCUCUUUGCCUGGCUACAGCUCCCUGAGAAAGCCCCCUGCCCUCACCUCCUCAACUUUGUCCUCAUCAUGUGAUGCACUUGAUUCCCAGGAGGCCUUUGAUGCUCCUAAACCUCUCAUUGCCACACCGUCUGCCACCCCACAAGGGACUGAACCCACUACCAGCGCUGCAGAGGUCUCCUUUGAUUACUAUAAUGUCUCCGACGAUGAUGAACUUGAGGAGGGUGGGACCAAAAGUCGAGGAGAAGACGAGAAGAGUGGAGGCGGCAUUAUAGGGAUGAGAGGAGGCAGAGCAGGGACUAUGCAGUGGCUGUUGGAGAGGGAGAAGGAGAGGGAGCUACAGAGGAGGUUUGAAAGAACCCUCACCUUCCCUGGUGCUAAAGAGAACCUUGCAGAGCCUAAUGAGAACCAGCAAUCAGCCCACUCUGCUAGACUGGACAGUAUGGACUCCAGCUCUGUCACCGUCGACAGUGGAUUCAACUCACCACGAACAAGGGAGAGCCUAGCGUCUAACACCUCUUCUAUAGUAGAGAGUAACCGUCGGCAGAACCUGGCGCUGAGCCCCGGCCACCUUGGCUUCACUACCGGCAAUGGUCCGCCCUUCUCAUUCCGUGCCAUCCCAGAACCUGCUGGUACCCAACCAGAAAAACUCCAGAAGCCUAGCACCUGCCUUGCAUCAAUCACCAGCGUCUAGAGGCAGAACUAAGGGUUGGAUGUGGUGCUGAAAGCCAAUAGACGGGGGCCAGAAACUACAGAUGUGACCCCCAAGGACUGUUACACCUUUAGACUGAAAGCCUGACUGAACAGUGGAGCUGCCACAGGCCCACUGUGGAACUAUAGCAGUACACACACACACACACACACACACACACACACACACACACACACACACACACCAGGCCACUGGGCAAACUGACCAUGUCAAUCUACAGCCUCUUGUCUUUACACUGCUGUUGUGUUACUUCACUUGCGUGUGCGGGUGGGUGUGUGUGUGGGUUAUGUUUGUAAAAUCUGUAAUCUCAGGUCAUGUUCUUUCCACUCCCAUUCCAGCUGCUCCAAAUCAGUACAUCUCCCUCUAGCAGUGUGUCCUGGUAUUACACAGUGAAGACAUGCUGCUCUGCUAACAACUGUGUACUAUACAGUAUACUGUAUAGUAUACUAAUCAGAACACACACCCACUGAACAAGCUCUUCUUUUAGAUUAAUCACUUGCACACACGGUGUAAGGUGCAACACCACAGGAAAUGACAAUAGCCUCGACCCUCCAAAUUGCAACUCCAACGUGAAGUGGGUAGACAGGCAACUGAGUAACCUUUAACUAGGGCUGUUUUUACCCUAACACCCUCUUUAGAAUGAAUGUGAGUGGUUCUGUCUGUUGGAUGCCACGGUGCCCAUUUGAACUGCAUGAAUACUGUUGCUAGUUUUUAGCCACCUUUAGCAAUGUCCUCUAGGUGGGAGUGCAUAUAUGGACAACCUGAAAUGCAGCUCCAGAAUGAGGUUAUUGAUUGCAGACUGUGUAGAUCUUCCACUUUUUCUCAUUUUUUUUAUGUUACCUCUCAUGUUCACUGGAUGAAGCAACAUAAUGCUAUUGCUCCCUGAGGGGUCAUUCCUGUGUUACAGCAGCACAGAAAGGGGCUGAGAGGGAAGAAAGCAGAAAAACAACUAUUUGAAAUAAACUAGGGGAAAAUAGAUGUUAAAGGUAUUAGAAAAGCUUGAUUAAAAGGCUGUGUACAGUAUAUACAUGACAGUACCUUACACAAUACAAAUAAAUUUGAUUAUAGGGUGUAAAUAUUUACAUUUAUUGACAGUUGAAAUUAAUAUUUAAUGACAUAAAGCACUUUUUACUGACUGUGAUUCCACAUAGAUAGAACAUAUAUAAGUGACUGAGAUCCUACUUGCCACAUUUUGGCCUGUAAUAGGUGGCAUACUGGCAACCAGAGACCCUAGAGUCCUGCUAAAAUAUAAAUGUAUUAUGCUCUCUGCUCAGGUAGUUAAUUUGGCACAAGAUAUACAAUUUCCACUUUGCCACACACAAACCCACUAAGAUUUUUAGAUAUUAGUGAUUAAAGCCUGGCGCACAGGAGCGCAUCUGCUGUAACAUUAGGCAUCUUUGAUAGUUAAGAAACAUAUAGAUGUGUGAUAAAGUUGAAUUAAUGCUGUUAUUAACAAGGUGUAGAGACGUUAGUAGGUACUUGUUAUAUUCACAUUUUGUUUAUUUGUAUUAGUUUAGCAGAAUAACCGCCAACAGUACUCAGGGGGUGGAAGGGAGUAACACAUAGCAAGGGAGCCAGAAGGUCAUCAGUAAAACCAGAAAAAGAACACAAAAACUGAGAAAAUUGUGGUUUUGUUUUUAUAUGACAAUUUUCACCAUGUGUUACUUAUAUCCAUUCCAACCGAAGUGAAAGGACCGUGGCACCUUCAUUCCAGUAAACACUUAAAGCAGUAAGAACAAAAAACACGGAAGGUGUGAGUGUCAAACUGCUUGAAGACGCAACACUGCAUCCAGUGGACAUGAAGGGUUACGGUCACAUUCCUGUUGAGUUUCAUAGAUAAGAGCUGCUCAAAAGCAAGAUUUUAACCAGCAAAAAUCAUUGGGCAUUUUCAGCACAUCUAUAGUGAAUUUGAAAUUAAAAGUAUAAAUUUUGUUGCAUCGGGAACAGAUGUACUGGCACUCAACAUCCAGCAUCCAACAGAGAAUGUGAUCUACACCAGUUUUAUACAGAACAAGCAGGAAUUUUAAUUUUUUUU